GCGGCCGGCGCAGCGUACCUUAGCGCGGCGCAGCGCAGAGUCGGGGCUCGGCCGGGCCGCAGCGCGGGGCCCGUCUGCCGCCAUCAUGCUGGCGCUGCUGUCGCGGCUGCUGGACUGGUUCCGCUCGCUCUUCUGGAAGGAGGAGAUGGAGCUGACGCUGGUGGGACUGCAGUACUCGGGCAAGACCACCUUCGUCAACGUCAUCGCGUCAGGCCAGUUCAGUGAAGAUAUGAUCCCUACGGUGGGCUUCAACAUGAGGAAGGUUACCAAGGGUAAUGUCACAAUAAAGAUCUGGGAUAUAGGAGGGCAGCCACGGUUCCGAAGCAUGUGGGAGAGAUAUUGCAGAGGAGUCAAUGCUAUUGUGUACAUGGUAGAUGCUGCAGAUCGUGAAAAGAUAGAAGCCUCUCGAAAUGAGCUGCAUAAUCUUCUAGACAAACCACAAUUACAAGGAAUCCCUGUUUUAGUACUUGGAAACAAGAGGGACCUUCCAAAUGCCUUGGAUGAAAAACAGCUAAUUGAAAAGAUGAAUCUGGCUGCAAUUCAAGAUAGAGAAAUUUGCUGCUAUUCAAUUUCUUGCAAAGAAAAGGAUAAUAUAGAUAUCACGCUUCAGUGGCUUAUUCAGCAUUCAAAAUCUCGAAGAAGUUGAAGUCUUCCUGGAGUCUCCUGUACCAGUUGGCCAUAAUCUCAAUUGUCCAGUCCCUCCAUGAUAAAAUACUACCCAAUAGUCCUGUGUCAAGAAAUUGCCUUUUUCACAGUUCAUUUCCCAUGUGCACUGCUGAAGACUUGUAUUCUUAUUCCGUCACAGAAUGAACUAGAGUUGUCAUGAUAAAGUCAGCACAAAAGGUUUGUUUUACGGCCAUCUAAACAGCGGGGGCAGGGGUGGGGAGCCUUUUUAAAAUUCUCUACCAUAUUUGAAUCUAAGAAAUAGUACAUUUCUGUUCUGGUUUUUCAUGGCCAGGCUUUUAUAUUUGAUUUUUUUUUUUUUCAGCAAAUGUUAAUAGAAUGUUUUAUUUCUAGUGUUUAGUGGCUUGAGGAUGCUGACAGUGCACAGCAUUGAGAUUCUAGCGCCACACGUGGUAUUUGGAGAACCUUAAGGCGUGACUUUACGUGGGAUAUUAACUUAUUGUUAUCUCACAAAUGCAUGUGGUGUGUGUGUCUAUAUAGUAAGCCUGAGAAAUGGAAACUGUCUGCGAAGGGGGGUGGGGGGGAGCACAAGGCACUAGAUCAGCAUCACUAGUCUUCUACAGCUGUGAGAUGAUGCAGUCAUUUUAAACACCACUUUUUUCUAAUAAGUUAGAAAAGCCAAAUAGUUAAACACUUUGUAUCAAGAUCAUUAUUUGUAUCUAUUUUUCGUUUUGUUUUAAAACUUGCAUAGGGAAUGGGAAAUGCAUUUGCUUUGUCAAAAGAUGUCAACGGUUAUGUAUUCCAGCAGACUAAACACAUUUGCUAGGAAUGUAAGACUGCUCAAAUAUGCGUUUUUUUCUUUUUGUGUUUUUUCUGGUCUCCGGAUGCUUUAUCUCUGUCUGAAACACCAGAAUGUGAAGUCUGAGCUGCUGCAUGACACUCAAAUUACAGUGGGUUUGGGUCUUUCUUUUAAUCAAAUCAUACUGUCAACUUUCAGCACAAUAUCUGUGUAACUGUCUAGUGUGUGUCUUUUUCUCAUGGAAUAGCUGGGCACACUUUCAUCUGGUGCUGGGAAACAACUCUAGGCCUGCCUGAUUUCUCAGUGUAAUCAUGUGCAAAGUCUGCAGGCUGCAAGAUGAAAUGUUUUACUGUGUCUUGAAGCACAAGAGAGCCAAUGAAUUGAUCCUGUUUCUUGAUUUUAGCUUCUGUCGUAUAAAGAAAUAUGUAUAAACUAAAGAUUGUAAUGUUUUUGUAGCUUUACUUUCUCGGUGACUUCAAUAUAUUUAAAGGGACAGACUUGUUAAGACUGGUUUGUUCAUACAACAAUGUCAAUGUAGUCCAGUGUAAUGUAUACAAAUAUAUGGUACACCUGCUUGUGUUGCCUCACUGUGUAACUUUUUAAAGCAGCACCUAAAUGUAGAUUUAGGCAAUAUGUUUUUUUUUUCAGAGACUUUAGUUGAAAACGCUUGAGUCUGCUCUGUAUGUGUGUAUACAAGACAAACCAGUUUUUAAUUUAGACUGUCAUGGCCUUACUGUUCUGUACAAACUACUGCACUGUUGCACAGAUGUUACAUGUUGCCUCCAUUUACAAACUAGGCUUGCAUUUUUACUUUUUUUGUCCACUUUUAGUCCUGAGGCAUGAUUUCAGUUAAUCCCAUACUCCUGUUGGUGCUGUAGAGAAGGGUAUAUUAACUUGCUGCUGUAGCGACUAGUUUGCCAUGAACUACUACAGUUACUUUUAUUUAGCAACUUUGCUUGUGCCUAAAAUAAGGAAACUGAAUUAGAACGUGCGAGUCUACAUGGGGACCAGGUCGCUGAGUUAACUGGCUAAUAGCUGAACUUGAUGUGUUUGGUGUGUAUCUACUUCACUGCUUUUGGCAUUUAUGGCAUCCAAACACUACCAAUUGCUAACCUUCACAUUAACCUCUGCAUGUGAACAACUUGAACAAUUAUUGAAUUUUGUAAAUAAGUGAAUUUUUUUUAUUUAGGUGGAUGCAUAUUGUUGGUUUAUUGCUCUUCAGCUUUAUUCAAUAAACUUAACAUUUUGAGGGUUGUAUUGACAUUUAACUGA
Messenger RNA from Gavialis gangeticus (Gharial), 2695 nucleotides. It is a transcript of the gene ARL8B, whose product is annotated as ADP ribosylation factor like GTPase 8B. Gene Ontology annotation, cellular component: lysosomal membrane. Gene Ontology annotation, molecular function: GTP binding; GTPase activity. Lineage: Eukaryota; Metazoa; Chordata; Crocodylia; Gavialidae. The transcript has 7 exons. Gene Ontology annotation, biological process: protein transport; anterograde axonal transport. The record is from RefSeq and is a predicted model, not a curated record. Bases 86 to 646 code for a protein of 186 amino acids.